UCAAUACUGCUUGCAGCUGGGAAACUGGCAAGGAUCCCUACUGCAAUCCUGGGAUCGGUCGGCGCAGAGCAGCCUCCAGUGCCGCCUUUUGCUUAUUGUUGUUGUUGUUUUUUCCUCCCUUGGAAGUGUGUGUCAGUCACAGCUAUGCCGCUCCCACUAGUGCGCUAACAAGGAGAGGAGAGAGCAGGACGGAGACGCAGAACAGGAAUACUCAGCAGGAGAUCCAGUCCCGGCAAGGGACAGAGUCCUUGGGGAAUCUGUGCUAGUAUGGUAUCGAUCUCAGCAGGAUAGGCUGAGCACUGGAAAGCUUGACUGGAUCUCAGCGCACCUGCUCCUAACGGGCUCGGGCCAUGAGAAGCAGCUGAUGUCUGCGAUGGCUGGCCUGGACCCGCAGAUUUUGAUACCACCCUGCCAGCGCUACUGUUGCCUCGGUACCCAACAGCCCACUAGAAGAGUUUGACCCGCCCCUCCUCUACAUCUCCAGGGCUUCCUUCAGUUGCCUCCUGGCGCUACUCUGGGCCCAUCAUGGGAGGAUGUCUCUCCAAACCCAAACCAGUGGAGGUUAAAGUUGAACUCACGCUCCUUGAGAAAGAGAAGGAAACGGACGCAAUGUCUCCCAAUGGCAAGGUUAGCCCCUUCUCCGACUGCAGGCCCAAUGGGGCCCCUGGUCAUUGCUCCGAUGACGACACCUCCGUCAUGCUGCGUCCUUACCACAAACCCCGCGACUACGUCGAGGCAUCCGUGUGUCAUGUCAAGGACCUGGAGAACGGACAAAUGCGGGAGGUGGACUUGGGGAGUGGCAGGGCUCUGCUGAUAAAAGAACAUGGAGAGUUCUGCGCCAUUGGACACAAAUGCCCACACUAUGGGGCUCCACUGGUCAAAGGUGUCUUGUCCAAGGGGCACAUACGCUGUCCUUGGCAUGGUGCUUGUUUCAACAUCGCCACUGGAGACAUCGAGGACUUCCCUGGACUGGACAGCCUGCCCACGUUCCAGGUCAGAGUGGAAAAGGACAAGGUGAUAAUUCGGGCUAACAAACAGGCUCUUCAGUCACAGAGGAGGACAAAGUCCAUGUCUAGAUGCUCAGCAGUCAUCAACUCCAGCACAGGCUUCAGCCACAUUCUCAUCAUUGGAGCAGGUCCAGCUGGGCUGGUGUGUGGAGAGACGUUAAGGCAAGAAGGCUUCACUGACCGCAUUGUCAUGUGCACCAUGGACAAGCAUCUGCCCUAUGACAGACCUAAACUGAGUAAGUCCCUUGAAAGUACUGCAGAACAGCUCAGGCUGCGAUCAAUGGACUUCUUCCAGGCACAUGACAUAGAGUUGCUGACCGAAAAGGAGGUUGUGUCAGUGGAUGUGAGAACGAAAACAGUCACAUUUCAAGAUGGAUUGAAGAUGGAAUAUAGAAAACUUCUCAUUGCGACUGGAAGCAGACCGAAGCCGUUGAACUACAAAGGCAAGGAUGUGGAAAACGUGUUUUACCUCAGAACUCCUGAAGAUGCCAACAGCAUAGCCAGGCUUGCCAACAACAAGAAUGCUGUGAUUGUGGGUACUUCGUUUGUAGGGAUGGAAGUGGCUGCAGCACUCACUGACAAGGCCCAUUCGGUCUCUGUCAUCGGGAUCGAGGCUAUCCCCUUCCGGAAGUCUCUUGGGGAGAAAGUUGGAAAAGCCAUAAUGAAGAUGUUUGAGACCAACAGGGUGAAGUUCUACAUGCAGAAUGAGGUGUCCGAAAUGCGAGGUCAUCAUGGACAGUUAAAGGAAGUUGUCCUGAAAAGUGGAAAGGUCUUGAGGGCUGAUGUGUGUGUUAUUGGUACAGGAUCUGGACCAGCCACGGCCUUCUUAAAACAGAGCGGGAUUCACAUGGACUCAAAAGGCUUCAUCCCAGUCACUAAGACAUUGCAGACGAAUGCAGAUGGCGUCUUCGCAGGGGGCGAUGUGGUCACGUUUCCUUUGUCGGCACGCAGCAAUAAGAAGGUGAACGUCUCACACUGGCAAAUGGCACACGUGCACGGACGGGUGGCUGCGCUCAACAUGAUGGGCACGACGACCGAGAUAAAGACUGUGCCUUAUUUCUGGACAGCCAUGUUUGGGAAAAGCAUACGAUAUGCAGGUUACGGAGAAGGAUUUGAUGAUGUGAUCAUCCAAGGAGACCUGGAUGAGCUGAAGUUUGUGGCCUUUUACACAAAGAGCGAGGAGGUGAUUGCUGUUGCGAGCAUGAACUAUGACCCCAUUGUGUCCAGAGUAGCAGAGGUCUUUGGGUCCGGAAAGACGAUUAAGAAACGUGAUGUGGAGACGUUAACACGGCUUGGCAAGACUGGGGAUAUGUCUUGGCUGAUUGAUAAAGGCACACAGUGAGCAUCUCUGCUUGCGUCCUCCUCAGCUGUACUGCGCAAAUCUGCACAGCUCUC
Megalops cyprinoides (Indo-Pacific tarpon) is the source of this 2402-nucleotide messenger RNA. Its product is annotated as apoptosis-inducing factor 3. The record is from RefSeq and is a predicted model, not a curated record. The transcript has 21 exons. Lineage: Eukaryota; Metazoa; Chordata; Actinopteri; Elopiformes; Megalopidae. Gene Ontology annotation, molecular function: oxidoreductase activity, acting on NAD(P)H; flavin adenine dinucleotide binding; 2 iron, 2 sulfur cluster binding. Gene Ontology annotation, cellular component: mitochondrion; cytoplasm. Gene Ontology annotation, biological process: execution phase of apoptosis. The coding region runs from base 526 to 2349 and encodes 607 amino acids.